Cydia amplana is the source of this 940-nucleotide messenger RNA. RefSeq names its product zinc finger protein 90-like. Lineage: Eukaryota; Metazoa; Arthropoda; Insecta; Lepidoptera; Tortricidae. Gene Ontology annotation, molecular function: RNA polymerase II cis-regulatory region sequence-specific DNA binding; DNA-binding transcription factor activity. The record is from RefSeq and is a predicted model, not a curated record. The transcript is spliced from 6 exons. Gene Ontology annotation, biological process: regulation of transcription by RNA polymerase II. The coding region runs from base 1 to 927 and encodes 308 amino acids.
AUGUGUAUGUGCCGGACGUGCCUCAAAACUCCAGCGGAUAAGGACAUCUCAGAGUUAGAAAUGGGCAUAAAAGAGGGCACCAAAAGCAGCUUUGAAAUCAUGAUGUUUUGUUUAGGCAUCGAGGUUGAAGAUGAAACUCCAAUAAAAAUGGAAACCGAGGUAAAAGAAGAAAAUCCAUCUGAAGAUAUAGAAAGAGAUGUUAAGUAUGAAGACACCGCUGAAGAUGCAGAUUCAGAUAAAGAGCCAUUGUGUGUGAUACAAAAAGUUUACCAAGAAUAUGAUGAACAUAUUGGGGAAAAAGAAAAUUCACCAGUACUUAAAAAACAUGGCGAACCCAAAAAAAAAUCAAAACAAGGUUACAAAGUGUCUGAGGAGUGUGGGAAUUCUGUGAAGAAUCUUAAGCUGCAUAUGGCUCGGCACAUGCCUACAAAGGUGAGCAUACUAUGGCAACACAAGCUGCUAGCCCACAACCGGGCCGCGCUCCGGCACGGCUGCGUGUCGUGCGGUCGCUACUUCGCUAGGCUGUCCUCGCUGGCGGAACACAUGAUCACGCACACAAAAGGCUCAGAGGAUGGUGUCUUGUAUGAGUGUGACAUCUGUCAUAUGAAGUUCAACCGUAAGGGUGUUCUUUCGCGACACAUAUCACACAGAAAACAGCGUCCAUUCAAAUGUGAGGAGUGCGGGAAGAGUUUCACGAACGCAACUACUCACAGGAACCACCAGGUCAUCCACACCGGCGUCAAGAACUUCCGCUGUGAGGUGUGCGACGUGGCCUUUAGCAGAUCAGAAUACCUUCGCAAGCACAUGGUCAGCCACACGAAGGAGAGGAAUCACCCGUGCCGGUUCUGUGGCAGACGUUUCGGUCGCACGGACCACCGCCGGAAACACGAGAUCAAGGCACACGAGAAACGUCUCAAAACCGACUGACCACCCUAUCGCU